Molecule: messenger RNA, 2033 nt
Organism: Gracilinanus agilis (Agile Gracile Mouse Opossum)
Lineage: Eukaryota; Metazoa; Chordata; Mammalia; Didelphimorphia; Didelphidae
Gene: HYI
Product: hydroxypyruvate isomerase (putative)
Exons: 1
Coding region: 815-1837 (340 amino acids)
Biological process (GO): glyoxylate metabolic process
Molecular function (GO): hydroxypyruvate isomerase activity
Source: RefSeq, a predicted model, not a curated record
CAGGUAUGACCGAUCACUCAAGUAGCUCCCUUUUUACUUCUAGAAUCAAACCUAAACUCUUCUGCUUAGCAUUUAAAGUUCUUCACAACCUGCCUCCAACUCACUGCUCCAACCUACUUAUACAUUACUCCUCUUCACAUACUUUUUGAUACAGUCAAGCUGUGGCUUCUAGACAUUCCUCAAAUACAAUUUUCCAUAUCUCCUUUCCAUGCUUUUACCUAUUCCUUAUGCUCUUUCUUAUACCUGGAAUGCACUCCCUUGUCACCACAAUGCUCAGUUCAAAUGCCACCUUUUGGUUGAGACCUUUGCUGAUUCUCCCCACUUCCUAAGCACUUCCCUCUAUUAUCUUCUAUUUAUUUAUAUAUAACGAUUUUCUGUAGACUUGUAGAUAUACUUAUUUUCUCCCAUAGACGAGAGGGCAGGGACUUUUCUGUUUUUUGCCUUUGUGUUUCCAGAACCUAGCAGGGGUACCUGGCAACACACAAGAAUGUACCACAUAUAGUAGGUGUUCAAUACAUUCUUAUGGAAUAAUGGAUGUGCUUUUGCAAACCUUAAAAUGGUCUCUAGAUUUGAUCUGGCCCAAAUGACUGCUUCUAAAAAAAAAAAAAAGGCAGGUUCAAAUUCCAAACCUCUCCUGUGUUCCCAGAUCUGUUCAUAACUUCUAACUGCAAACUGAGUAAGUUUCAAAUUCCUGAUUUCCUUGGGCGACCCUGGACAAGUCAUUUCAUCUCUCUACCUCAUUUCCUCAUCGGUUUAAAAAAGAAUCAGAGGGGAGGGACCAGAUCCCCCAAAGUUUCCUUCCAUCCCUAAAUCUAUGAACCUCUGGUUUUUCCAAGCACCAGCUCCUCCUUCUCCUCCUCCCCCGCGCUGGGCUGCAGAGCAGGGCAAAGGCCGGCCUAGGUUGGGGUCCAGCGUGCGCGAGGCAGGGCGGAAGAGGCGGAGCGGAGCCCGAGAAGCCGCGGACCUUGGCCAGAGGGUUGGGGUGCUGCGGUACCCCAGCACAGCCAUGGCUCCGCUGCGCUUCGCGGCCAACCUAUCGUGGCUGUUCUCGGAGCAGGGCCCGGCGCUGAGCGCGCGCCUCGAGGCCGCAGCCCGGGCAGGUUUCAGGGCAGCCGAGGUGGCUUGGCCGUACACGGAGCCCGCGGCGCCACUGGCGGCGGCGGUGCGGGCUGCGGGGCUACAGCUGGUGCUGCUCAAUACGCCGCCGGGGUCCGCCGACCUUGGGGAGCUGGGGCUGGGUGCCGUGCCCGGGCGCCAGGACGCAUUCCGCGAGGGGCUAGAGCUGGCCGUCGCGUAUGCGCGGGAGCUCGGCUGCCCCCAGGUGCAUCUGAUGGCCGGCCGCGUCCCGCUGGGCGCUGAACGCGCCGCCGUGGCCAAGGACAUGGAAGCUGUGUUCGUGGAGAACCUGCGGCACGCCGCCGACGUGCUGGCCCGCGAGAACCUCGUGGGGCUGCUGGAGCCCAUCAACACCCGCCUCACGGAUCCACGCUACUUCCUAGACACGCCUGAGCAGGCGGCGGCCAUCUUGCGCAGAGUGGACCGGCCCAACCUGAGGCUGCAGCUGGAUGUAUUCCACUGGCAGAUCAUGGGUGGGAACCUGACCGCCAACAUCCGCACCUUCCUGCCCCUGGUCGGACACGUGCAGGUGGCCCAGGUCCCCGAUCGAGGCGAGCCGGACAGCCCCGGGGAGAUUAACUUCUCCUACUUGUUCCAGCUUUUGGAGGAGCUGGGCUAUGCAGGCUACGUGGGCUGCGAGUACCGGCCCCGAGGGGACACCCAUGAAGGCCUCGGCUGGCUGCGGGCCUAUUGGGAGAGCCGGGGACUGGCCCCUGUCUAGAGCCUUUGCACUUGGCCCAAUUUAUCAAUAACCCUCCCAUUCCCCCAACCCCACCUCGCACCUAAGAAUAUCACCCCACAAAACUUCGGUGUUGUCCCAUCUGAUAAAGGGCUACCGUCUCUAACGCUUGUUAAUCUUUAUAUCCUCCUGCCUGGUCCUACGUGUGGCUUAAUAAAUGCUUACUGUUUGACUCAUU